AGCAGAGGGACAAACAGGACCUUGAGGAGUAACGAGAUCAGUUCUCUGCCCUUCCCUUUUGCUUUCCGCCUGCACUGGUCCUCGGUGCCCAUAACGAUGGGUGCUUCCCCACGGCCAUCAUCCCCUUAGUCCCGCGGUGGCGGCCUUAGGAUGCACCUGUCUGCAGUGCUCAAUGCCCUGCUGGUGUCGGUGCUGGCAGCCGUGCUGUGGAAGCACGUGCGGCUGCGUGAGCAUGCGGCCAGCCUGGAGGAGGAGCUGGCCCUCGGCCAGCAGGCCCUGGAGCCUGGCACAGCCCUGCGCAUCGACUACCCCAAGGCCCUGCAGAUCCUGACGGAGGGCGGCACCCACAUGGUGUGCACGGGCCGAACGCACACGGACCGCGUCUGUCGCUUCAAGUGGCUCUGCUACUCCAGUGAGGCUGAGGAGUUCGUCUUCUUCCAUGGCAACUCCUCCAUCAUGCUGCCCAACCUGGGCGCCCGGCGCUUCCAGCCGGCGCUGCUCGACCUGUCCACCGUGGAGGACCACAACACGCAGUACUUCAACUUCGUGGAGCUGCCCGCCGCUGCCCUGCGCUUCAUGCCCAAGCCCGUGUUCGUCCCCGACGUGGCCCUCAUCGCCAACCGCUUCAACCCCGACAACCUCAUGCACGUCUUCCACGAUGACCUGCUGCCCAUCUUCUACACGCUGCAUCAGUUUCCGGGGCUGGCCCGCGAGGCCCGGCUUUUCUUCAUGGAGGGCUGGGGCGAGGGCGCGCACUUUGAUCUCUACAGGCUGCUCAGCCCCAAGCCACCGCUGCUGCGGGCCCAGCUCAAGGCCCUGGGCCGCCUGCUCUGCUUCUCCCACGCCUUUGUGGGUCUCUCCAAGGUCACCACCUGGUACCAGUAUGGCUUCGUACAGCCACAGGGCCCCAAGGCCAACAUCCUCGUGUCCGGCCACGAGAUCCGGCAGUUCGCGCGCUUCAUGACCGAGAAGCUGAAUGUGAGCCACGCCGGGGCCACGCCUGCUGAGGAGUACAUCCUGGUCUUCAGCCGCACCCACAACAGACUCAUCCUGAACGAGGCGGAGCUGCUGCUGUCGCUGGCCCAGGAGUUCCAGAUGAAGACAGUGACCGUGUCCCUGGAGGAGCAUGCCUUUGCGGACGUCGUGCGGCUGGUCAGCAACGCCUCCAUGCUGGUCAGCAUGCACGGGGCGCAGCUGGUCACCGCGCUCUUCCUGCCCCGGGGCGCGGCCGUGGUGGAGCUCUUCCCCUACGCCAUCAACCCCGACCACUACGCACCCUACAAGACCCUGGCCACACUGCCCGGCAUGGACCUGCAGUAUGUGGCCUGGCGGAACCUCAGGCCGGAGAACACGGUCACACACCCGGAGCGGCCCUGGGACCAGGGCGGCAUCGCGCACCUGGACCGAGCCGAGCAGGCCCGCAUCCGACAGAGCCGCGAGGUCCCACGGCAUCUCUGCUGCCGGAACCCCGAGUGGCUCUUCCGCAUCUACCAGGACACCAGGGUGGACAUCCCAUCGCUCCUCCAGGCCAUCCGGCGUGUGGUGAAGGGCCGGCCGGGGCCAGGGAAACAGAAGUGGUCGGUCAGCCUGUUCCCCGGCAAAGUGCGGGAGGCGCGGUGCCAGGCGGUGGUGCAGGGCGCCUCCGAGGCCCGGCUCACCGUGUCGUGGCAGAUGCCCUGGAACCUCCGGUUCCUGAAGGUGCGGGAGGUGCGCUACGAGGUAUGGCUGCAGGAGCAGGGCGAGAACACCUAUGUGCCCUACAUCCUGGCGCUGCAGAACCACACCUUCACCGAGAACAUCAAGCCCUUCACCACCUACCUGGUGUGGGUCCGCUGCAUCUUCAACAAGACGCUGCCGGGGCCCUUCGCAGAUGUGCUGGUGUGCACCACAUAGCAGGCGAGCGGCGCCGGCUGGGGCUCCAGGCCUGGGGCCUAGGCUGUGGUCCUGCGGGGUGACUUCCAACUGCGCUGUCCCUGCUACAUCCGGGCUCCACACCCCUUCUCUGUCCUGCUUGUCCACACGGAGCGUUCCUUCGCGGGGGAGGGGGGAGGAGGAAGGAAGCGAGAAUCCAGGUCCCGCUCUGGCUCAGUGACCUCGCUCUUUCCUAACGGCUCCCUGGGCUUGGGGCUCAGGCCCCUUGGAGCUGCGAGGCCUUGGUCCAUGGUGGCCCAGUGGCGAUGUGUCUGGAGCAGUCAUUAAAUGAUUGUGAAUGCCUCUGUCGAGAGUUCUCAUUGGACAGAAGGGGAGCUGUCAGAUGUACACUCUGACACCUGUCCGACUGUCUCCCAACGAGGUCAUGGAGUGGGCAGGCUGGGCGGACGCCACCCCCAGCCCUGUGGGGUAGAAGCUGGCUAUGGGGAAGAAGAGGCACCCACCAGCCUCCCCUCGGGCUCAGACCGGGCAUACUGUGCCUGCCAGCAGGGUCCCCAGAGUGACCUCUGCUCCUGGGCUGCUCCAUGGGAGAGACGAGGUCACUUCAGUAGCAGCACGACAGCCUUGGCUCAGGGCACCUAGGACCCAGUCCCUUCCGAGCCCACAGGCGUAGCUCCAGGCCCUGUAGUAGGCUGCCCAGUGCCCAGCUGCUGAGCUGAGGGGGCCACAGCGGUGGCUUCUCACAGCCCAGCUGCCACUCACUGUCUUCCCUCAGCAGCUGACCAUCCCUGCUCCUGAUGUCCAGGAAGUCUGGCUCCUGCGGAAACAAAGCCACUGUUCAGAUCACCCUGGGAGGAGGAGACUGUGCAGGCAGAAGGGCAGUGGUAUACUGACGGAGGGGCUCAGUGCGGAGAAGUCAUCUCCAGCUGAUUGGAAUUCCUGGGCCGGCGUUGUCUUCCAUGGCGGUCCUGCUGCGCCAGUCAGUGGCCCACGGCUGUUGUGGAACAGUGGCCUCGGUCUGGUGCCCAGGUGGACUCUGCUGUCCCCAGACUGUCCAUUAUCCACACGCUUGUCUUCACACGUGCCUUGUGCCUUCCCCUGACAGCCUCCAUCUGCCACCGCCACAGCUGCCACGUGAGUCCACACAGAGACCUAGCUGGGAGCCAGAAGUCUGGACACUAAUGGGGGAGGCUACCACGUACUAAUACUUCUGUAAAUUUGAUAUAAUCGCAGUCAAACCACCAAAGGGCUUUGGAGGGCAGUGGGAGAGGAGCAGCUUGAUUCCUGUCAUAUUUAAGAUAUGCACAGAGGUAGCAAAAAAGGAUGAAAAGAUGGGAGCUGGCCCUACCAUAUAGCAAAAAAAUAAUAACUCAUUUAAACUGUGUAAUAUUGAUGCAGAAAUUAAAAACUUCCUAUCAGUGGGACAGAACAGUGCCCAGAUGGCCCUCUGUGAAACGAGGUAGGACGUGACACGCAGAGACCGGUACAGAAGGAGCAGCUGGUGUUCGAACAACUGUGGCUCAUUUGGAGGAAGAUGGAACAAGUUAGAUCCCUGACUCAGACCGCCCUCAAAUCUAAGUUUCCUGUGGUUUUAGGUGACUACAAAAGUAAUACUGUGUAGAGCACUUUGACAAGCUUGAAGUAGUGACAGCCUUUCUAAGCAGGUGUGGAGCCCGGAAGACUCGGAGUCUGCAUGGAAAUGAAAGUGUUCUGCCUGGCGAAAAGGCUCCAGAGUCGAGACACAUGUGACCGACAGCAGGCGAGCGCAUCCGCCAGGUCUGCCUCGGCCGGGGCUCAUCAGUUAGCUUCAGAGGUCUCCGGCAAGUCGGCAGCACCUGGAGCCCAUAGAUAACGUCACCUGUGAGAAAGGAAGUGCUGUCUGUAGAACAGUUUUUGCUCUCUUUUUUUUUUUUCCUUUGGUACCAGGGAUCAAACUCAGGUCCUUGCGCUUGCAAGGCAGGUGGUGGAACCACUGAGCUAAAUCCCUGGCCCUUGCUCUCAUAUUUAAAGGACCACUCCAAGAAGAUUGGGUGUGGGUGAGGGCACAGGGAAGCAAUC
Messenger RNA from Fukomys damarensis (Damara mole-rat), 3930 nucleotides. RefSeq names its product protein O-linked mannose N-acetylglucosaminyltransferase 2 (beta 1,4-) (gene Pomgnt2). Gene Ontology annotation, molecular function: protein O-acetylglucosaminyltransferase activity; protein binding. The transcript has 2 exons. NCBI's taxonomy places the organism in Eukaryota, Metazoa, Chordata, Mammalia, Rodentia, Bathyergidae. The coding region runs from base 151 to 1893 and encodes 580 amino acids. The record is from RefSeq and is a predicted model, not a curated record. Gene Ontology annotation, biological process: protein O-linked glycosylation via mannose. Gene Ontology annotation, cellular component: endoplasmic reticulum.